Messenger RNA from Schistosoma guineensis, 1326 nucleotides. NCBI's taxonomy places the organism in Eukaryota, Metazoa, Platyhelminthes, Trematoda, Strigeidida, Schistosomatidae. The record is from the annotation of a GenBank genome assembly.
AUGAAUAAACUGGGAACUGUGUUUUCCAGUGGUGUCCUUGUCAAUAAAAUAUGGAAACGUUUUAUAAACCUUCAAGAAUAUCAGUGCAAAAAGUUGAUGUCAGAUCAUGGGAUUAACGUGCAAAGGUUCGUGCUUGUCAGAAACCCUAGUGAAGUUGAUACGGCGAAAAACAAUUUCAGAGUCAAAGAAUAUGUUAUAAAAGCCCAGAUACCGGCAGGUGGUAGAGGAAUGGGUGUUUUUCGUGAUGGGUUUAAGGGUGGUGUCCAUCUUACGCAGGAUCCAAAUGAAAUGGCGCUCAUAGUGUCGAAGAUGCUUGGAAACCACCUUGUCACUAAGCAAACGACAUCUUCGGGUAUUCUUGUCAGUCAAGUCAUGGUAGCAGAGGCGCUUGAUAUUCACCGCGAAACAUAUUUUGCUAUUUUAAUGGAUCGAACAUCUAACUCCCCAAUCAUGGUAGCAUGUAGCCAAGGUGGGAUGGAUAUUGAAGAAUUAGCUAAACGUUGUCCAUCUGAGAUUAUCAAAGAACCUAUUGAUAUAACUGUCGGAGUAACUGAGGACCAAGCAUCAAGAUUCGCCACGGCUCUGGGGUUCAAUUUACAUACUCAAUUGCAUGAACAAACCUGCAAACAAAUUCAAAAACUCUACAAGAUGUUCACAGCUUUAGAUUGUGUUCAGGUUGAAGUUAAUCCUUUUGGUGAGACAAAGGAUGGUCAGAUUGUAUGUUUUGAUGCUAAAUUAGCUUUCGACCAGAAUGCAAUAUACCGUCAACCAGAAGUUCAUAAAAUGGCCUUGGAAGUUGAAGCUGUUGAAGUGGCUGCUUCUGGUCCGAAGAGUGCAGCAGCCUUAGAAGCUGAUGCUACACACAAUGGCUUAAACUAUAUUGGUUUAGACGAUGGGAAUAUUGGUUGUAUUGUAAAUGGAGCUGGAUUGGCUAUGGCUACUAUGGAUUUGAUUCAUUAUCAUCAUGGUAGACCUGCUAAUUUUCUUGAUCUGGGGGGAAGUGUCACCAUGUCUCAAGUUGAAAAAGCAUUCCACAUACUUGCCAGAGACUCCCGAGUUGAUUGCAUUCUGGUGAAUAUAUUUGGUGGGAUCGUUAACUGCAAAAUAAUUGCUGAAGGUCUUAUAUCAGCUCUAAAGAAUGGUAUUGUUAAUAUACCGGUUGUUGUUAGGCUUCAGGGUAACAAUGCUGUCGAAGCUCAAUCCCUUAUUUCUAACAGCGGUUUGGAGUUGAUUGCCGUCAAUAGCUUAGAAGAAGCGGCGUCACUUGCAGUUUGGAAAGCAGCGUGUAUACGUGGUAACUCCUUAACCUGUGAUUCAGUUGCUUAG